AAAAGAGACAAACAGAGGUGAAAUAUAAUCAGGUGUGUGAAAAUGGAGUUGAGAGCCGCUCUGCUCAAGAGUAUCUGGUAUGCCUUCACAUCACUGGACACUGAAGACAGUGGGAAAGUGUCCAAAUCACAGCUCAAGGUUCUUUCCCAUAAUCUUCACAGUGUUUUGAGGAUUCCUCAUGACCCCGAGGCUCUCGAGAGACACUUCAGUGAUGAUGAUGAUGGUCCAGUGUCCAGUCAGGGGUACAUGCCAUACCUCAACCAGUUCAUACUGGAUAAGGUGGUGGAGGGGACGUUUGUUAAAGAGGAAGUGGAUGAGCUGUGCUGGACUUUGUGCUCCAAGAAAAACUGCCGUCCCGACACACUCAGAGUUCUGACCAAUCGGGACGCUCUACGGCUCUGGUGUCUCUUCAACUUCUUGGCGGAGGACAACUAUCCUCUCGUGCUCAUGCCGGAUGAGGCGGAGUAUUUAUUGAGGAAGAUCAGCUCUGUGAUGACGGUGGAGUUGAACUGCAUUGAGAUGGAGGAGUUUCUGUCGCGGGACUGUGUUCAGAAGGACGGACUGAACGUCUGGAGUUUUCUGGAGCUGGUGAACUCGGCCGCAGUGAGUCAAGGAGCGGACAGAGAGAGCAUCAGUUUGGCUGUAGAACAGGUGUAUCGAGAGAUGGUCGGAAAUGUCCUUAAAGAGGGAUAUCUGUGGAAAAAAGGUCAUUUACGCAGGAACUGGACUGAGCGCUGGUUCUGUCUGAAGCCCGGUUCUCUCUCGUACUACGUGAAUGAGGAUGGGAAAGAGUGUAAAGGUGUCAUUGAAAUGGACCAGAACUGCUGUGUGGAGGUACUGUCAGACAGAGACGGGAAGAGAUGCAUGUUCUGUGUGAAGACGCUCAACAAAACCUUUGAGAUCAGCGCACCAGAUUCCAGACAGAGACAAGAGUGGAUUACAGCGCUCCAUACAGCGUUGCAACUGUCUAUGGAGGGAAGGAGCUCUCUGCACGAGGAGCUGAAGGAGCGUCGCCGUGAGCUGCGACAGGAGAGAGAGAGGAGGCGCGCGCUGCGGGCGGAGGAGACGCGCAGACUGCAGGAGCUGCAGGUAGAACGUGAAGAGCAGCUGGCAGAGCUGAAGCUCUUGAAGGAGGCGCAGAAGCAAGCUCGGGCUUCUCUAAAGCAGGAGGAGCAGAGGAGGCGCAGUCAGCAUGAGGAGCUGCAGAAAACCUUGCAGAGACAGCUGCAAGAGGCGCAGGAGGCGCGGACAAAUCUUUGUGCAGAGGUGGCGGUUCGUGAUCUAGAAGCUGAACAUCAGCGCAGGAGAAUUAAAGAGCUGGAAGAUCUUCAUCACAGACUGCAGGAAGCUCUAGAGCAACAGAUCAGAGCUCGACAAGAGGAAGAGUCGUACAGAUACACACAGACCAGACUGCUUGCUGAGGAGGAUGAGAAGGUGAAGUCACUGCUAUCACUGCAGGAGGAGCAGGAGGAACAGAUCCUUCAAACGCAGCGGGAGAAACAGGAGCUCAAGCUGGAGAUGGAGAGGAAGUCUCAGGCUCUCGACGAGGCCCAGCGACAACUCGAUAAAGUUCGGGCCAGUCAACGCAGAGUAGACCAGGAUAUCGCGGCCGCUCAGCGUAAACUCCGACAGGCCAGCACAAGUGUGAAACACUGGAACGUUCAAAUGAAUCGACUCCUGCACCCCAUCAGCCCUGGAGAGAGGAGAGUUUCCUCCAGUGGUCCCCUAGUCCCUACAGUCUGUGUUCCCUCCGUCAGUGAGACUGAAUCGAGAACUCCACAGAGACCCGAGAGAGACAUAGACAAACAGAACAGACUGGACUGUGACAAGAAAAGCAACAGAGAGAACAUAGACUGCAGCAACAACAGCAAGAAGACUGAACCACUUGACGCUGAUGCUGAAUAAACCUGACAUAGAGAUAAACAGACCUGCAAGGGAUGAGAAUAGGAAGAAAUUUAACAAUUCUGAUUUUAAUGGUUCCUGUUCCUUAGUGAGUCUAUUAACAGUUCUGUUUGUACUUAUGAGGAGGAGAUUUUUGGAAAAAAUAAAAUACAAUUCUUAUUGCAUUUACUGCACUGCCAAAUGAUGAGAUCAUUUUAGAUUUAACCAGAAUAGAUAAAACAAACCAGAAAUAAUUUCAAUACAGUUCUCGCAAAAGGUGUGUAUACACAGACUUUAACACAACUGUUGACUUUUAAAAGAAUUUUUAGAGAUGACAUAAAUGCAAUCCAAUAAUUGGUCCUAACUAUAUACUAAAUAAAAAUAUUACAAACAAAAAUGUGGCAACAUAUUUUAUUACUUCAUUAUUUUUUUGUAAAAUACCUCUGAUUACAACAAAUGUUUGUGUGUGUGUGUGUAUAUAUAUAUAUAUAACUCAGCAAAAAAAGAAACACCACUUUUUCAGGACACUGUAUUUUAAAGAUAAUUUUGUAAAAAUCCAAAUAACUUUACAGAUCUUUAUUGUAAAGGGUUAAACAAUGUUUAAACCAUGCUUGUUCAAUGAAACAUAAACAAUUAAUGAACAUGCACCUGUGGAACGGUUGUUAAGACACUAACAGCUUACAGACGGUAGGCAAUUAAGGUCACAGUUAUAAAAACUUAAGAGACCUUUCUACUGACUCUGAAAAACAUCAACAGAAAGAUGCCCAGGGUCCCUGCUCAUCUGUGUGAACGUGCCUUAGGCAUGCUGCAUGGAGGCAUGAGGACUGCAGAUGUGGCCAGGGCAAUAAAUUGCAAUGUCCGUACUGUGAGACACCUAAGACAGCGCUACAGGGAGACAGGAAGGACAGCUGAUUGUCCUCGCAGUGGCAGACCAUGUGUAACAACACCUGCACAGGAUCGGUACAUCCGAAUAUCACACCUGUGGGACAGGUACAGGAUGGCAACAACAACUGCCCGAGUUACACCAGGAACGCACAAUCCCUCCAUCAGUGUUCAGACUGUCCGCAAUAGGCUGAGAGAGGCUGGACUGAGGGCUUGUAGGUCUGUUGUAAGGCAGGUCUUUACCAGACAUCACCGGCAACAACGUCACCUAUGGGCACAAACCCACCUUCGCUGGACCAGACAGGACUAGCAAAAAGUGCUCUUCACUGACUAGUCGCGGUUUUGUCUCAUCAGGGGUGAUGGUCGGACUCGCGUUUAUCGUCGAAGGAAUGAGCGUUACAACGAGGCCUGUACUCUGGAGCGGGAUCGAUUUGGAGGUGGAAGGUCUGUCAUGGUCUGGGGCGGUGUGUCACAGCAUCAUCGGACUGAGCUUGUUGUCAUUGCAGGCAAUCCCAAUGCUGUGUGUUACAGGAAAGACAUCCUCCUCCCUCAUGUGGUACCCUUCCUGCAGGCUCAUCCUGACAUGACCCUCCAGCAUGACAAUGCCACCAGCCAUACUGCUCAUUCUGUGUGUGAUUUCCUGCAAGACAGGAAUGUCAGUGUUCUGCCAUAGCCAGCGAAGAGCCCGGAUCUCAAUCCCAUUGAGCACAUCUGGGACCUGUUGGAUCGGAGGGUGAGGGCUAGGGCCAUUCCCCCCAGAAAUGUCCAGGAACUUGCAAGUGCCUUGGUGGAAGAGUGGGGUAACAUCUCACAGCAAGAACUGGCAAAUCUGGUGCAGUCCAUGAGGAGGAGAUGCACUGCAGUACUUAAUGCAGCUGGUGGCCACACCAGAUACUGACUGUUACUUUUGAUUUUGACUUUGUUCAGGGACACAUUAUUCCAUUUCUGUU
Messenger RNA from Myxocyprinus asiaticus (Chinese sucker), 3713 nucleotides. Its product is annotated as differentially expressed in FDCP 6 homolog. The record is from RefSeq and is a predicted model, not a curated record. The coding region runs from base 43 to 1905 and encodes 620 amino acids. Gene Ontology annotation, cellular component: nucleus; cytoplasm. The transcript is spliced from 11 exons. NCBI's taxonomy places the organism in Eukaryota, Metazoa, Chordata, Actinopteri, Cypriniformes, Catostomidae.